Molecule: messenger RNA, 450 nt
Organism: Striga hermonthica
Lineage: Eukaryota; Viridiplantae; Streptophyta; Magnoliopsida; Lamiales; Orobanchaceae
Source: the annotation of a GenBank genome assembly
AUGGUCGCCGCUGCCGCCGCCGCCAUCCUCCCGAUUACCUUCCUCCUCCGCCGUCGCCUGAAUCCCUUCCACCGUCCCCACCGUCAUUCGAGCCCAGCCGCUCCAAAAUCCAGACCCUCGAGUACAACGUCGAUGCAUUCAAGCUCAGUGGGGAUCACCCUCUCCGACGCCGCUAGGAACCUCCCCGGCCGCCGCUUCAUAUGGGAGUUAAAUUUUAGCGACUUCGACAUCUCGAGCGACGACUACGCGCCAAAUUCCAUCAACCUCCUCCGCAACCAGGGCGUCGAUUUCGAGCACCCCCGCAAGUUCAGUGUGGGUUCCGCCAGAAUGCUCAGGGUGUUCGAGAGGGCGAUGGAGGUGGCGGUGGAGAGGGAUCCGAUGGCGGUGUACGACAGAGUCGUCUUGUGCAGGCUGUUGUUGUACAAGAAUCAGGGUUGGGCUGGGAAAUGA